AUGACGCAGUCAUGCCUCUUUCUCCCCCUGCCUGCUUCUCGCCCCCGUCAAGCCCCCAACACCGUAUCCCUUGGCUCUUGUGGCAUCACUCAGUCCUCAUCCUCUCCCUCCCCCCUCCCUCUGCUGUGGAAUGGUGCCCAUCUGUUUGGUAAGAAGCGCUCCAACUGUACCUACUUCCACGAGCACAGCGCUCCGCCUGUCUACUCUUUUCCUCUCGUGCCUCUACCUUUCCAGCAAUCUGCUGCUCUCCAACGGUUGUUAUUCCUACAAGUCAUCCAAAGCAACUUUACCUGCCCCCCUCCACUCCCCCACCCCUUCGUGUUCCCCCCCCGGUCGCCUCCCCUCUCUUUCUACCCCCCUUUCCCCUUCCUCCCACCACCUGCUUCCUGUUUCCCACCCUCAACCCUCCCUUGUUCUCCCAGACUCUCACCCCUUAGCCUGAGUUGCUCCUCCUACAACCUUCCCUUCUCUCAUCUCUCCCACCAACGCCCUGUACCGCCGCUCAUCAUCCCCCUUACACCAGGACUCGGUAGUGGAGUGGCACUGGUAUACAGCAGUGCCGCCAGCUCCUACACUGCACCCCGGCUUCUCUCCUGCUCCUCCGCUACCCCUCCAUUUUCCACAACGGCCUUCCAGCAGGCCAUGCCUCUCGGCUCAUGCCCCACUGGUGCUGACAGUGUCUUGGUGGGCAUGUGGCAUGACCUGCCAGAGACGCCGAGGCAGGAAGAGCAGCUGAGGCGAGCCAAGGUGGCAGCAGAGGCGGCAAGCGACGCCAAGAGCAUCGUUUUGAGGAAUAUGAGGCACGAGAUUUGCACCCCGAUGCAUGCCAAUAACCCCGUUCUCCUCGUUCCCCUGACCCGUUCCCUCCCCUUCCCCUCUCCUUUCCAUCUACUUCCUGUCUGUCGCUUUGGCCUCCCCUUCACCUCCCCUUCCUCUCCCCUUACCCUCCCAUUUCUCUGUCUGUUACUCCCCAUUUCCCCUCCCCUUUCCCUCCCCUUCUCCUCCCUCUCUCCUCCCAUUUCUCUCCGCUUCCCCUCCUCUUCUCCUUGCUUCCCCUUCUCCCCCAUUUUCCAUCCCCUUCCCCUCCCUUUCCCCUCCCGAUCCCCUUCCCAUACCUUCCCGUUUCCCUCCUAUUCCCAUCCCCGUACCCUCCCCCUCCCCUCCUCGUUCCCUCCCCUUUCCCUCCCCAUCCUCUCUCAUCACAUGCACCUGUAUUUUCUCAGAACAGUCCAAGAUCGACAGCCAGCGCCCUUCUGCCCUGCCACGCGCAUCAAGGACGAGGAUAAGGCACCUGGAACAUGCAUCAAAGAAGGACCUUCGGGCCGAGCCAUCCGGGGCUGCUGGGUUGCUGGGCUGCUGGGAUGCUGGGAGGCCAAUUCAACUGGGAUGCUUCGGCAAAUUAUUCCGCAUCGUGUGUCCAACGUGAUCGAGUUCACUCACACGGUGGUGACCCACCAGCUGCUGCACUGCACCCCGCAUGUACUCCUCCUGCUCCUCCACUACUCCUCAAUCCUCCAAACCGGCCCUCCAGCACGCCAGGGCUUUCAGGUGCGUCUCACCUGCGCUCUUCCCGAAGUUUCGGCCGGAUGGGGAGAGGUGGGGGGAGAAAUGGGUGUGGGUGGGGUAGGAGGUGGCGGAGAGGGGCGAGGUGGUGGUGGCAUGGACUUGCAGGAAGCGAACCGGGCAGCUCUGUACCAGCCCUCUGUACCAGCCCUCUCUUAUGUGCGCUGGCAGUUUGUUUCUGGCCCGCCUGCCUCCAUUUUAUGCGCUAUCCCUUAUGUAAAGCUCUUCUGUUAUUUCCUAAUUAGGACAGACCUUGCCAUCAUCGACAGCCAGUCGCUGCCUCUGGAGGGCGUGAAUACUCUCUUCCCCCUUCCCUCUGGAGGGCGUGAAUACUCUCUUCCCCCUUCCCUCUGGAGGGCGUGA
Molecule: messenger RNA, 1926 nt
Organism: Closterium sp. NIES-65
Lineage: Eukaryota; Viridiplantae; Streptophyta; Zygnematophyceae; Desmidiales; Closteriaceae
Source: the annotation of a GenBank genome assembly